AUGGCUUUAAGAGCAGCUUUGAGAAAAAACUGCGCUUUAACAGGUCUUUUCUCUCAGCUGUCCUCCUCCAGCAGGCAUGGCAGAGUUUGUGUGUCUCCCGUCCUCGUCGCUCAGCAGAGGAACAACUCCACUGCACAGAAGAUUAAAGUUGAUUUUGACCAGAGCACAGGAGUUGCAGUCAUGCGGAUGCAGAAUCCUCCGGUAAACAGCCUCAGCUUGGAGUUCCUCACAGAGCUCUGCAUCUCUGUGGAGAAGCUGGAGAUGGACAAGAGCUGCAGAGGCCUCAUCAUCACCUCGAGCCAGCCCAAGGUGUUCUCAGCCGGUCUGGAUAUCCUGGAGAUGUAUGGGAAGAGCCCAGAGCGCUGUGGCGAGUUCUGGAGAGCUGUGCAAGAGAUGUGGUUGAAAUUGUACAGCUCCAAUUUAGUCACAAUAGCAGCAAUAAAUGGCUCCAGCCCUGCAGGUGGCUGUCUGAUGGCAAUGACCUGUGACUACAGGAUUAUGGCAGACAACCCUCGUUUCAGCAUCGGCCUGAAUGAGACGCAGCUCGGCAUCGUCGCACCGUUUUGGUUUAAGGACACCAUGGUCAACACGGUGGGUCACCGGCACACAGAGAUGGCGCUGGAGUUGGGGCUGCUUUACAAUCCCUCAGAGGCCCUGAAGAUAGGACUGGUGGACCAGUUGGUGCCUGAAGACCAGGUCCUCAGCACCGCUGAGAAGACCAUGGCCAAGUGGUUUGCUAUUCCAGAACACGCCAGACAGAUCACUAAGUCCAUGAUGAGGAAGGCGACCAUCGACAAGCUGGUGUCCAGCAGGGAGGCCGACAUCAAGAACUUUGUCAAGUUCAUCACCAAAGACUCCAUUCAGAAGUCGCUGCGCGUGUAUCUGGAGAUGCUCAAGAAGAGAAAGGCUUAGAGGGGACACACAGACUCACACACACACACACACUCACACACACACACACAUCUAACUCCGGUGUCACUCUCUGGAGUCACUAACGGCGCUCAGUCAGCAGAAACCUUCAUCAAUCAACAGAAUGAUCAGAGCCUUGACGCUGUGUCAACCAGCAGAUUGUGUUUUCAGUUUCAUUUCACGCAUUCAGAGUCAUUUAAAAGCCACUUUGGUUUGUUUUCAGAAAAUUGAAACAUGAUUACAGAACGAUGUUCCAAACUUAAAUCUGUCUGGAGGUUUUCCUCACUCUGAUUGGACGGUUCCUGCCCGAGGGGGCGGGGCUUAGCUCAUGGUCAUUUAGUUGUUGUAAUCACGAGUGCCUGCUCCCGCUGUACUUCCUCAUGCUCUAACAGCUAAUUUGGAGCUUUUGAGCAGCCUGUAGUGACAAAGUCUUUGUCAACUCUUCAUGUUAAUUGAUGGAAAAUCUGUCAGAUUUUCUAUUUGUGUGAAAUGUUCAUAACAUUGAUGGUCUCAUUCAAUCUGAGGAUUAAAAGUUCUGAUUCAACUGUCACAUGUUUCUUAUUCAUUGUUACUUUAAUAUAUUAAACUACAGACAUCAAAGCACUCUGCAGCUGCAAUAUGUAAUGAAUUAAACAUGUAUCAAUAAUAAUUUAUUGGGAACUAAUGAGUCACAGGUGGGCAAUACAACUGCUUUCAAUUAUUUUUUUCAGGAUAUUAAGUGGGUUGUACAAUACAAAGUUGUGGGUUCAUAUUAAUAAAGGAGAGAUGAAAUCUGA
Molecule: messenger RNA, 1685 nt
Organism: Salarias fasciatus (jewelled blenny)
Lineage: Eukaryota; Metazoa; Chordata; Actinopteri; Blenniiformes; Blenniidae
Product: enoyl-CoA delta isomerase 1, mitochondrial-like
Exons: 7
Coding region: 1-912 (303 amino acids)
Biological process (GO): fatty acid beta-oxidation
Cellular component (GO): mitochondrion
Molecular function (GO): delta(3)-delta(2)-enoyl-CoA isomerase activity
Source: RefSeq, a predicted model, not a curated record